This is a messenger RNA of Penicillium samsonianum, 4875 nucleotides long. RefSeq names its product WD40 repeat domain-containing protein. Gene Ontology annotation, cellular component: nucleus. Gene Ontology annotation, biological process: positive regulation of transcription by RNA polymerase II. The transcript is spliced from 5 exons. Bases 1 to 4875 code for a protein of 1624 amino acids. NCBI's taxonomy places the organism in Eukaryota, Fungi, Ascomycota, Eurotiomycetes, Eurotiales, Aspergillaceae. Gene Ontology annotation, molecular function: transcription factor binding. The record is from RefSeq and is a predicted model, not a curated record.
AUGGUCGAGUUGACAUGGAAUAGGAGCUUGGGGACAGAAUCACGACCCUCGAGGUCCGUCAAAGUUAUGGCACCUGCACCGCCAGCUGUCCAGCCUCGCUUCGAGGCUUGCGCUUCGACGGCAUCCUUAUUCCUCUAUGCCCAGGGCUCAACAAUCCUAUGUUUGCAUCAUGAUACAUUGGCAAUCGAGCGACGUUUUCAGAGCCACCAGGAAAACAUUGAUUUUAUAUCGGUCGAUAAUGUCAGCGAGCGGGGUGCGGGGAGGUUGGUUGUCAGUUACGAUGUAGGGCAGACGGCCAUUGUCUGGGAUAUCUUCACCGGAACGGAGAUUGCCCGCUUUGCUUCCUUCGAUCAUCUGCGAAUAGCAUCGUGGAUGCGUAAUGGCAAUGUUGCAUUUGGAAAUGGCAAGGGUGAGGUGAUCCUGUUCGAGCCUCCCACUUCAGAGCACAUCUCUGCGCGCACCAUUUUCGACCCAAUCACAGCUCUUGCGCCCGCCACGGAUUGUCGUACUUAUGCCAUUGGAUAUCAAAAUGGUUCUAUAUUGAUCGCGACUUUACUUCCUCAAUUUACCAUUCUUCACACUCUCACUACUUCGCGUGGACCAUCGCCAAUUAUUUCUUUGGCUUGGCAUGCAUCUUCAUCCAAACAGAAGUCGGACAUGCUGGCAACACAGUCAUCGAAUGGCGAUCUACGAGUUUGGAGCGUGGCAAAACCACCAGGGAAAGAGUCACCUCGAGUGAUUAGGGUAUUGAAACGAUCUGAUUCAAACUCUUCGGAUCCCAAAUGGAUGGGCUGGUCAAAGAACGGAAGACUGGUGCAAUAUUUGGAAGGGGAAACAUGGUCUUGGGAUGUUCGAACAAAACAUGUUACCUACGAUCCAAUUCCCACAAUCGACGGUGUGCGAGGCAUCGCAAACUACGGUCCUACUGCGACUCUAUUCACCAUCGGCCCCCAGCACUCAGUCCAGCAGUAUGAUUUGGAAAAUCCGGCAAUGGUUGCAAAUGUGCAACAUCUUCCAAUCAUCCCCCGGCCCGGCACCGCGGAAGGCAGUCGAUCACAAACAAUGUCCCCACGACGCUUGCAGGACGCUCCUGAUAUUCGAGAACCACCAGGCGCGGCCAGAAGAACGCCAUUUGACGCAAACAGCAUUGAGAGUAUUAGACAGAGGGCAGAUCUGACAAGCCCUGCUUCAUCGCGCAGUCGGACGGAAUCGGUAAGCUCAAAGGCGUCCUCUGGGAAGUAUAAUAUGAGGCCGUUCUCUCCACCGAGUCGCUCUGGUCAGAGUGCUACGACAUUUUCGAUGACAUCGGGUGGUCAUGAUACACCACAGGCUUCUGCUUCAUUUGCGUAUCCCUCCUCGGUCUCAAUGUCCUCUGUGAGAAGCUCGAGGGCGGCAUCACGAUUGCGAAAUGAGGUUCACCUCAGCCCUGCUGACAAGAACAUUGUGGAUUUAUUCCCAUUCACUCGGGCUCGCUUAAUUGAUGUGCCUUACAAACAGCAGCCGCCUAUCGAUGAGACGAACUUAACUUCGGAUGAUCUUCGGCUGCAGAUGUUGAGCGUGGUUUUCGGUUGGGAUGGAGACAUCCAAGAUCUGAUUACAGAUGAGUUGAGCCGCCACGCUGUGGGUAGUCAAAGCGCUAUUCUCUUAACGCAAUGGCUUGGUGAGAACGACACAGAUGAAAUGGCCUCGAUGAUUAGUUCCGGGCAGGUAACAACUUCCGACUGGAUGAUUCUUGCUUUGAGUCAGAUGAGCGGCCAAGCCCAGGCAAACAAGGUCGGACAGGCAUUUGUACAGAAGCUGCUUGAGAUUGGCGACAUACACACCUCGGCCGCGAUCUUGCUUGGUCUCGGGGACAGCAACGACGCCAUCGAGGUUUAUGUUUCUCGCAAUCACUUCAUGGAAGCUAUCCUUAUGACAUGUCUCCUGUUCCCAUCGGACUGGCAGCGCCAGUCAUAUCUCGUUCGUCGAUGGGGAGAACAUGUCGUUACUCACUCCCAGCAACAACUCGCCAUUCGCUGUUUCAUGUGCACGGGAGCGGAACCAUCAGAGCCAUGGGCAUCUCCAUCUGCCCAACAAACUUCAUCCUUUGCAGAGAUGAUUCGCGCCAAGUCUCCUCUCGCCUCGCCCGAACCUUCGCAAGCUAAUACGAUGCCACCACCCGUCCGGCCAAGAUCUACAUCUAACUCAAAACCUACAUUGAAAACGCCGGCCCUGAAGCUCAUUACUUCAUUUGACGCACAGCCAGGGCGUUUCCGCUUCCCUGGCUUAAAGUCUGAUGAUCGCACGCCAACAAAUGCACCCGGAAUCACUCCGAUUGCUGAAUCCGCUGUUCCAGACUCGGCAAUGUCCCCUGGUGGAUUUGGCUCUUAUAAACUGAACAAUAUCCAAAGUCUGAACCACGCAAUGACUUCUCGCACAAACACUCCUUCUUUCAAUCGGCGUCGUCUACCUUCGAUAGGAGAGACACCAGUGGAUGUGCACCCUCCAAGCUUUUCACGGUCAAAUUCUUACAGCCAGAAUGAGUACAGCUCCACCUCCGAAAACGAAAUGAGCGGACACGAGCAGAGCCAAGAUGAGAAGGAGAGCAACAGCGGUCUUCUCACUUUAUCAGCCGCAAAAUACAACCCCAGUUUAGACUCUCUCAAGCCCAGUCCCCAGACUGCUGUGCAAGGGGCAGACAAGUUUGCCGCAAUCAAGGGACUUCCAUCACCAGCUGCCGGCGUAUUCGAGGCUCUCACGAAUGAUGAUCAUCGUAACGGGUCCCGAGAUCGAAAGCCAGACGGCCUUCAAAUCGAGACAUUGGAAGGUGAAAGAAAUCCGCAAGACCGCUCCGAUUUGAUUCCCAGCGCCAAAAGCACCGCUUCGACGGUGAAUAGCUACGCUUCGGCUAGGAGCCCAAGUGUCAGUGGCCGUAGCAUCGAUCAAUACAUCAGUAGUCUUGAUGAAGCGAACUACCAUGCGCGGAAGUUCCGUCCACAUACCCCGGGCCGUGGAAGACGGAACCCAGACGACACUGCCAGCCAGAGCUCAAGAGUCAAUCACUCGCGGGAUACCUCUCGAGAUACCCGCGGUAUGAGUGAGCGUCGAUACAUCCAACCCGCCAAACGCUCUCCUUCCUCGCCGGUGCCAAUGUCUCCUGAAGAGUUGGCUCGAUACCACACCGGAGAGUCCGAAAAGCCACUUGAAACACGGAAGUCAAAGUCUCGGACUAGAAGUUCUAGCAAAGUAAGAGGGCCGGGUUCUCGGAACCGUCAGCGCUCUUCAAGUCGACACACCGCAAGCCGCCUCGGUACAGAGAAACGAGACGCCUCAAUUCGAGGCCGCAGCAAUGACCGACAAGGAUCCGGCAUUCGAUCACCAUCGUCACCUCUUCCUAUGGCAUAUCCCACAGAAGAAUCUUCUCAAGAUGUUGAUAAUCCUUUGAGACUUGUUGAGGGUAACCAAAAGAGACUGCGAUCUCGCCACCGAAGUGCCAGUCGACGUCGCGCCGAGAAAGGAACAACUUCCAAAAGAGACGGCUCUCCAGAAACCAGACAUAAAACGUCGCAGAGUCUUUCUGUGAUCCAAUCUGGGCCUACAUCAGACCCUUGGGCGCAGCAGGCAUCGGUCCCGGAGCAGUUGAGCAGCAAGGUCUUUGGCCAAGAAGACACAUCCAAUGGGUACUCUAAUGGGCAGCCAAGCUCGACAGCCAAUGAUUUCCAAGACAUUGUGUCCCCAAGGACACCAUUUGUCACCCUCGCGGAGAGAAAGCGAAGAGAGAUUGCCGCUGCUGAAUUGGAGGCACGAAGAUUAUCACUCGCCCGCAACCCAUCAGCACCAAACAUCCCCUUCCCGGGCGAGCUACAGAGCGUAAGAAGUCCUCUAGAGGCUUCCCCGCCUUUCUCUGGUACAAGCUCAUACUUCCAACGGGCUCCAUCGCGGAACAAGGUGUCCCAAAACAAAGUAACUCUCGACUAUCCCAGCAGUUCUGACUCUAACUCUUCACGCUCUGGAAUGCCCGGCGGGCUUCCGGCAACUCCUCGAGCUAUGCGGCAUCCUAAGUACGGAGGAACCGGACAAGAUGAAGACCGACCUCCUUCUGUGCCCAAUAUUCCCACAGACAACAGUAUGUUCCUCAGCAAUGCCCGGUAUCAAGGAGAUGCCGAGAGGAUCGGACGAUCGAUGUCCGUCCCCGUGCCAGAGGGACAGUACAACGCCCCUUCAAUGCCCAACGACCUCCCCAUGCAUCCCCGGUUUAACCCAGCCCUCCCCCGGAGCCGGUCUAGCAGCCGCAGCCGCGCAAAGGGCCACAACCGCACCAGCUCAGGCGGCUACGUCUCCGGCACCUCCCCGCACGUCCAAGUGAGCAUCGAAGAGACAAUCGAGCACGCAAUGCAGAGAGGACCAUCAUCACACUACGAGACAAUCCCCCCUCCACCACCUCCACCCAUCCUCCCAGAACUGCAGCAUCUAAACACCCCACCCCCACCACCCCCAUUCCCACUCUCCGCAGCGCCCGUCUCGCCCCGCGAGUCCUCCGCAACAAUCGACAUCGCCAUCGACAACAACGAAGACCUCGGUCGUCUUCUCCCUCGCGCUAUGACUGCCGCUCCGGCUCUCAAUGUAAGCGGUCACGGGACGGAUUCCCGUCAGUCAGGUGGUCAGCGUAUGUCCUUUGAUCAUCGCCGAAACCGUAGCUCAAACGAGAGCUUCACGAACAAGCUGCGUAGCUUGACUCGUAUGCGCAACAACAGUCGCAGUGUCGAGCCUUGGACGCAGGCUCAUGAGGCGGAGAUGGCUCCCUAUGAGAGUCUGAACCCGCAUGUUGCUGGGUCGAACUCGAACUAUGUUCUGCCGAGUCAGAGCUAUGUCGCGCCGGGUCCGAACUAUGUUUAA